UAUACCUAGCUUUCCAUUAAAUCUAUUCUUCAAAAAUAUUUACCGGCUAUUUUAGUUAGUUGUAACUUGUAACUGAAUGGAAUUGAUUCGUUUCUAACAAAAGUGAAUAAGAAACUACUUACUUCGAUUGGACAGUGCUAGUGAAUGACGCAGUUUUGCGUAGUUCACGAUUAGUGACAGGCAUCUGUAACAAUUUUAUGAACUCUAUUUUCUACAUAAAUGAAAGUUACGACGAUUGAACGCCAAUAAGAUAGGAUGCAGAAAUCACAGAUUGAUAAUUUCAUGUGGUCAUUUCAUAUAAAUGGAAAUGCUAAUUCUCGUAAUCCAUGGCCAGAACUUUGUCAAAAGAAUGAAGUUAAACAUUCGUCUCGAAAAAAAGAUUUCAUAAAUAUUACUGAUGAUAAUAGAGCAGCAAGUUUAGAUCAUUCUGAGUAUCCAGAACUUGGUAGUGCACUUGUCAAGAGUAAAAAUUUUGUUGUACCAAGAGAUCAUUGUUUGUCAAGACCCAACAGUGUGCAGAUUGUAUUACCCAUGCAGACAAGUAUGGAAUCAAAGAAGUCAAAAUCCUUAAAAAGGUAUAAGAAAUCAGAUAAAAUUUGUAUUAACCUUCAGGAAGCUUUACAGAAUACUAUACAUGCAAGUAAAAUUGGCAAAGAGGUUCCUAAACUAAGAAUUAAUUUAUACAUGGGUAAUUUUGGGUUUACGAUGCCAAACACAUUGGGCAAAAACAAAUGUUCAGAUCUAAGGAGAGUGAGAAUAUGUAUUUCUAAAAACAAGAAGCCCUCGAAACUAAAGAAAUUAAUUUUAUUAAACCGUAAUAUUAAAGCACAAAUUAACGUUGACAAAAGAGAAGCUUUCGAACGUAAAAAAAUGGAAGCUAUCUAUAGAGAUGUUGAUGCUAUGAAUUUUAAUGCUUUAAAGAUUACAGCCGAUCCAGAAACAAAUAUAGACUAUGUUAGAAAUAUGUGGACAAUGACGCUGUAUGAUAAAGAUCACAGAAAUGUAAAUGAAAUAAAUAUUUCAGAUAAUACACUAUCUCACAGACCAGAUGUAAUUGGGAAAAUAAGUAAUCUUGGAAUUCAAGGAAGACGGUUGACAAACAGAUUGGUUGGAAGAAAUAGCAGAACAAAUUUUUCUGAUCUUGUCAGUGACAUAAUAGAGAACGAUAUUGUCAAACAGACACUCUCCCUUCAUAUUGAAGAAGAUCCUAAGGAAGAAGGUCAAAAUAGCACAGACGUAGAUGAUAAAAGCCUUAUAAAAUUUUCUCGUAACUUUAGAGAAUACUGCACUAAUAUGUUAACAGUGGCUUUGAAUGACAACCUUGAAAAAUUCAUACAAGAAAUCACGAGACUUCAAAAAAGAUUUCACGAGAAAAAACCAAACAAAUCUAAGUACAAGCGUCGUUACUAUUCCGGUUUGAAAGAAGUUCGUAAACACGUCGAAUUGAAAAAGCUCAAAUUCGUAAUUAUCGCUCCUGAUAUAGAAAAGGUCGAACUCGAAGACGGAUUAGACGAUCAAAUCGAUAAAUUGCUCAAUACGUGUAAAAAAGAACAUGUAGUUUACUGUUUCGGAUUACGGAGGAGGAAGUUAGGAUAUUAUACUCACGGAAAAGGGUUUGUAGGAUGCGUUGGCAUUGCAAAUUAUAGUGGAAUUGAGUUACUUUUCAAAAACGUUUUAACGGAACUUGUAGACGCGAGAAACGCGUUCAAAAAACUAAAUGGCGACACCGAAUCGAUUAUCGAUAUAUCAAAGGUGAUCUCGGAAGAUUAUUUACUUUCAGAAAAUAUUAAUGCCCUUUUGAAAAUUUUGUCCUAUAAUAUGCAUAGUUGAUAAAAUAUUCAUAAAAGUAUGAUAUAUCUGUAUCUAUUUAAUUACGUAUAUAGAAAAUAUUGAUUGGAAUGUGAUUUAUGAUAUCGAUACAUAUCGACGUUUGUUAUAAUAAUAGAUGUAAUAUUUUUUAUAAUUUGAAUUUAUAUUAUUAAAUGCAUUAUUAUAUAACAGA
Bombus pyrosoma is the source of this 2002-nucleotide messenger RNA. RefSeq lists its product as uncharacterized. Gene Ontology annotation, cellular component: ribonucleoprotein complex. The record is from RefSeq and is a predicted model, not a curated record. Bases 256 to 1830 code for a protein of 524 amino acids. The transcript has 7 exons. Gene Ontology annotation, biological process: selenocysteine incorporation. NCBI's taxonomy places the organism in Eukaryota, Metazoa, Arthropoda, Insecta, Hymenoptera, Apidae. Gene Ontology annotation, molecular function: selenocysteine insertion sequence binding; ribonucleoprotein complex binding; mRNA 3'-UTR binding.